ACUCGAGCCAGACUCAAGUCGACGGAGGUUCGACGCAACGUCGACGCACGAGUGGAGCGAGUGGCUUCAGGAAGGUCCCCAGAACGAGCAUCUGAACCAUCAGCAUUUCAAGAAGCUCCCCCGCCACGAGCGCUCCGAGAACUUCUUUUGGGUCCAGCAGCAGCUGUGGCAGGAGACGGCAGGCGCUUCCCAGGCUUCGCAGAGUCCGCCGCCUUCCAGCGGCUGCAGGACCUCUUCGUCGCCGGCGCCGGGCUCUGCCUGGGGCUCCAGGGCGAGGAGCCGGACGCGAGCCUGGCGUCGACGUCCUUCGUGUGGGCGGCGGCGAUCGGCCACGGGGAGGACCAUGCGGAGAAGAAACGCACUUCCACGGCCCUGGCCACCUCCUCUCUGCGGCGUACUACGCCGACGCGCCUGAGGGCUCGGGCAGCAUCUACUUUGCCGACCCGCGGGGCCCUUUCCCGCCCUUCGCCGGCGGGUUCUUCGGCAUGACGCCGCGCUCGGGCGACUUCCUGUUCUUUCCCUCCUGGCUGCGGCAUGGCGUCAAGAAGAGCUACUUCAAAAAGAAGGGUGUCAGACGAGUGGCUCGGCGGGGCGGAUUCCAUGAACCUCGACGGGGAUUGGGAAGCCACUGCCCGAGUGAACCGCUGGCGACACGUUCCGCUGCCGGGCGGCAGCUUCACCGGGGCGCGCGCGCGAUAGUCGGGAGCCGGCCUUCGCAGGAGGCGUGCGCGCAGCGGCCGGGUCGGCGGCAAGUUGCCUUCGUCGCUGCCGGCGGGCGCGACACCGGACGAACGGAGGAUGGAUCCGCCCCAUGCCGCCGGGCGUGCUUCCCCAUUGGCCGGCUGGCUGAUUGGCUCUCUUGCUCGUGUUCGGCGGCGACUUUCCCCUGCGACGUGGCGGCGCCCGCGGACCCGCAAGAAUUCCGAUGUUCGCGCCGAAGCUGGUGACCUUUCUGUUUUUUUUGUCGGGCCCCGCGGGCCGCCGGUGGCGCGCGUCGCUGCACGCUGCGAGUUGGGGGCACGGGGCGUCCAGCGCCGAUCCGAGAAAUCUGCGCAGGCAGCAGAGUCUUUGUUCUAUGCUCAGGGCACUGUCGGCCCCCCCCUCCUGACUCCAGCGUCUUCGCUGCAUGGACAGAUCCCCGCCUCGGACCCGUUGCGCGCGUCGUUGGACAAGCCUGCGUCUGACGAUCUCGCGGAGGGCCGCAGCACCUCGCGAGUGACUGCAGCACCUCGCGAGGUGCCCCCCCUCUGUUCCUCGUCGGGCCCCGUGGAGCCGCGCUGGGGCGCGCCGCUGCUCACAGAGGUCUUGGGGC
This is a messenger RNA of Prorocentrum cordatum, 1312 nucleotides long. The record is from the annotation of a GenBank genome assembly. Lineage: Eukaryota; Dinophyceae; Prorocentrales; Prorocentraceae.